Messenger RNA from Stegostoma tigrinum, 3503 nucleotides. RefSeq names its product mucin-6-like. Bases 57 to 3503 code for a protein of 1148 amino acids. Gene Ontology annotation, molecular function: protein binding. Gene Ontology annotation, cellular component: extracellular matrix. The record is from RefSeq and is a predicted model, not a curated record. NCBI's taxonomy places the organism in Eukaryota, Metazoa, Chordata, Chondrichthyes, Orectolobiformes, Stegostomatidae. The transcript is spliced from 26 exons.
CAGCGGCCAGAGCAGCUUGAACAGUGAGUCCAUAUGUCGUUCUGAAGACACUCAUAAUGUUUGAAUUACUGAACUUAUUCAUCUUCUUCUGUUUACUGAAUCAUCCUGUAGCAGGUGAAGGAAAACUUCAUUACCAUAAUAAUCUCAACAAAGGUGAAAACAUCAUAAAACAAGGUUACAACAACAUGAUGUCAAUCUUUGCUCAAGGACAGCAUUUUUAUUAUUCUCCCACAAAAGCUACGUGUACCACAUGGGGUUCUGAACAUUUCAAAACCUUUGACAAUUUUAUGUAUGACUUUUCAUCAAUCUGCAACUAUAUCUUUGUCAGUGACUGUUCUGAAAACUUAGGAGGCUUCAACAUUCAGAUUCGCAGAGGAAAACGUGGAUAUAUGAAAAGAAUUUCAAUGAAUAUCUGGGGUACUUCGAUCAUAAUUGAGAAUGCAAAUGUAAUAGUGAAUGAUAAUAGAUCUAUUCAGAUACCAUACAAUUUAAAUGGAAUACAGAUAAAGUCAUUUGGAGGCAGCACGAGACUGGUUGCUAAACAGAAGGGUUUUGAUCUUGUUGUUGUAUGGAAUUUCAUAGACUAUCUAAUGGUUGAACUUGGAGAUGAAUAUAGGAACAAAACAUGUGGCCUUUGUGGAGAUUUCAAUGGGCAUCCUCGGCUAAAUGAGUUUAAGCAAGGAGGCAAGAUGAUAUCACCUUACAAGUUUACCAGUCAAUAUCAAGUAGAUGAUCCAUCAGAAACAUGUCAUCCUUUGAAUGUAACAAAGUUGGAAGAAAGUUAUGUUGAUUAUGUGUCUGAUUGCUCUUGUAUGCUGAAUAAAGUGGCACCUCUCUGUAAAUUGCCAAAGAGAAAUUACAUUACGGAAUGUCAACGUGAUUUGUACAAGUGCACUGCCAAAGGUGAUACACAGUGCAGCUGUCAGACUUUGUCUGAAUAUUCCCGACAAUGCUCGAGAUUGUUGGAACCAGUCACUAACUGGAGAAAUAUCUCUUUCUGCCCACCUAUACCGUGUCCGGGAAAUCAGGUAUACCAGGAAUGUGGUUCUCCAUGCUUAUCUACUUGUUCAAAUCCACAGACCACCUGCGAUAGCUAUGGCACAUAUGGUUGUUUCUGUCCAGAAGGAACUGUUCUUGAUGACAUUGCUACUAAGGACACAUGCAUUCCUUUGAGUCACUGUCCUUGUGUUCUAAAUGGUCAAGUCUAUGCUCCUGGCGGUUCAGUGAAUUCACCUUGCAAAUCCUGCAAAUGCUUUAUGGGCAAAUGGAACUGCACAAAUCUGCCAUGUCCAGGCCGAUGUUCUAUUGAAGGGGGCUCAUUUAUCACCACGUUUGAUUCAAGACGUUACAGAUUCCAUGGAGUCUGCGCGUACCUACUUAUCAAAAGUGUUAAGAUGCUAGAUUCUGGUACCAUCGAAGCAGUGUUUGAUAAAUCUGGUGUUAGAUAUUCAGAAACACAGCUAACAAGCGUCAUCUAUGCUACCAAUCAGACAAAAGUAAUAAUUUCGAAGCAAGACAUGAUAGAAGUCAACAAUAAAAUUAUGAAGUUACCCUAUCAAGAUGGAAACAUUAAAAUUUAUAGGCAAUCUUCCAGCUACAUCCAGGUAAAAUCCAGUUUUGGCCUGGAGAUGCAAGUUCAAACUCAUCCAUUUAUGCAACUGUAUAUUAUUAUUGAUGAGAACUUCUCCAUGACCACUCAUGGGCUUUGUGGCAAUUUCGAUGGAAAUUCUCAAAAUGAUUUCAAGAGUAGUAUGGGAAUUCAGGAGGGAACGGCUAGCAGUUUUGUAGAUUCCUGGAGAGUUAUUGAACAUUGUCAGUCUGCUCAAGAUAAGGACUGCGACCCAUGCUCACUAAGCCAAUCAAAUAGUAUGUUUGCUGAGUCACAUUGUUCCAUACUGAUGAAUAAAUCCAGCAUUUUUGGACAGUGUCAUUGUAGGGUGGAUCCCACAGAUUAUUAUGAGAGGUGUAAAUUUGAAACUUGCAACUAUGAGAAAAGCCAAGAUUUUAUGUGCAAUUCUCUUGGAGUGUAUGCUCGUGCUUGUGCCAUAAAAGGCCUAAUAUUGACAAACUGGAGAAAUGCUGUGGAUGAAUGCAAAAUUUCUUGCCGUGGCCUUCAAGUUUACAGUUAUGAUUCCAAAGCGUGCAACCGCACCUGCUUUUCAUUGUCGAAUUCAAUGUUUGAAUGCACUGAGAGUGGAGUUCCUGUAGAAGGAUGCAAUUGCCCACAGGAUACUUUCCUGGAUAAUACCAGUACUUGUGUGAAGGCAUCCAGCUGUCCAUGUUUUUUGCAAGAUGGUACAAUUAUACCUGCUGACAAAAGUGUUAACAUUUUUGAGCAACUAUGCCUUUGUAGAAAUGGAAAAGUUGAUUGCUCUGACAAAUAUUUUACCCCUGAAGAAAUGUGUCAGCAUCCUAAGAUUUACUUCAAUUGUGCAAAUGCAAAAAAUGGUGAAUAUGGAGCAGCUUACCAACCAACAUGCCAGAUGCAUGCUACAGAAACGCUUUGUUUAGCAACCAAAUGUAUUUCCGGCUGUAUAUGUCCAUACGGAAUGGUAUUGAAUGAGAGAGAGCAAUGUGUCUAUCUUCAAGACUGCUCUUGUGAAUUCAGUGGUGUGUACUAUCAUCCCCGUGAGACAAUAGUGAAAGAAUGCCAGAAAUGUAUCUGCAUUGGAGGUAAAUGGGAAUGCACAGGAGAUGCAAAGUGCCCUUCAACCUGCAUAAUUAAUGGAGAAGGACAUGUUACCACAUUCGAUGGGAAUCAAUAUGUGUUUGACGGCAGUUGUGAAUAUACUUUAGUUCAGGAUGCUUGUUCUGUUGAUUCCAGACAGCCAUCAUUCAAAAUAGUCUCAGAAAAUAUUAUUUGCGGUAAAACAGGAGUGGUCUGCACUAAGUCCAUUAAGAUCUACUUUCAGGAUACUCUAAUUAAGCUGACUAAUGGGCACUAUCAAAUAACACCUCCAAAUGCAGCAAGAGGACUCAAAGUCAUUAAUAAUCCACUGUAUUUAAAAUUUGAUUUAAAAAUCAGUUCAAAACUUGAGCUAACUAUUAUAUGGAACAAGAACAUGAAUGCUUACAUCUCAAUUACUAGACUGUCAGAGUUCGCAGUGUGUGGACUAUGUGGUAAUUACAAUGGUAAUGCAGACGAUGAAUAUGUAACACAGAAUAAAUACUUAGUUUCCAAUGUACUGACCUUCGCGAAUUCUUGGAAGGAAGAUCCUACAUGCAGAGAUGUAACGGAGGUUGUAUUUCCAUGUCGCAAAAAUCCAUAUCGUUUGGCCAGAGCUGAAAAAAUGUGUGCUAUAAUUAACAGUAAGGUGUUUGAGCCAUGUCACAAGCUGGUCUACAGAAUGCCUUAUUAUGAUAACUGUGUCCGAGAUGCAUGUGGUUGUGAACUAGCUGGAGAUUGUGAGUGCCUCUGUGAUGCUGUUGCAGUCUAUGCUAAAGCAUGUAUAGAUGCUGGAGUCUGUAUUGACUGGAGAACGCCCGACUUUUGCCGUAAGUAA